AUGUCUCGUGCUUCCGCAGCUCCGCCACCGAUGCCUCCCAUAGCCCAACCUAUUGCUAUCCCCGUAGAGCCCUCCCUUUGGGACCGCUUUACCAAUUGGGCAUCCGAGAACAAAGCGCUCGUCUAUACCAUUGCUGGUCAAAAACCGAGGUCUGCUUCGCAAAGUAAACCUAGCAAGAAGGAGAGGCGGAAACGAAAGGAGGCAGAGCGCCAGGCCGAAGCAUCUAAAACUGUCCCGGCAGGUGAACAAGCGAAGACCCCGACAGUAGAAGCCGCCGAUGAAUUACCCGAGAUCAACGAGACCACUGUCGAUACCUUCACCGAUGAGCAGCGUCGCGACUAUGCCCUGCAGUUAAAGAACGCUGGAAACAAAGCUUAUGGCAGUAAAGACUAUGACAGAGCUAUUGAUCUCUAUUCCAAGGCUAUCCUCUGCAAACCAGACUCUAUCUUUUACUCUAAUAGGGCCGCUUGCUACAACGCCCAAUCCGUGUGGGACAAGGUCGUCGAAGAUACGACCGCCGCUAUCAGCCUCGACCCUACAUAUGUAAAAGCUCUAAACCGAAGAGCUAAUGCUUAUGAGCACCUAUCUCAGUUCAGCGAAUCGCUCCUCGAUUACACCGCCAGCUGCAUCAUCGACGAGUUCAAAACCGAAUCCAGUACCAAUGCUGUCGAACGAUUGCUUAAGAAAGUUGCUGAGCAAAAGGCUGAGGAAAUCAUGAAGUCCAAGGAUCCCAACAAGCUACCUAGCCCCACCUUCGUCUCCAACUAUAUUCAAAGCUUCCGAGCGAAGCCGCGUCCCGAGGGUUUGGAGGACGACGUGGAGGUACCGGAAUCUACUGGAAAAGGGCAGCUACAAAUCGGGUUGAAAGCUAUGGAGAAGAAAACCCACGAAGGUUAUGAAGAAGCAGCAAAUGCGUUUGAAAAGGCUCUGGAACUUGGUGACUUGGAUAAGCACGAGGCGCUUGCCUACAACCUACGGGGUACGUUCAGAAAUCUACGUGGGGCUCAAGAGGAAGCUUUGCAGGAUAUGGACAAGAGUAUUGAGCUCGAUCCGUCGUACACCCAAAGCUAUGUCAAGCGUGCAAGCAUGCACCUGGAAAUGGGUGACCGAGCCAGUGCUGCCGCGGACUUAGAGCAGGCUUUGAGUCAAAACGAUAGCGAUCCGGACAUCUAUUAUCACCGCGCGCAGUUGCACUUUAUCCAUGGCGAAUUUCAAGAUGCUGCUAAGGAUUACCAAAAGUCAAUCGAUCUUGACUCUUCCUUCAUAUUCUCACAUAUUCAGCUUGGUGUAACGCAAUAUAAGAUGGGCUCUGUGGCAUCCUCUAUGGCGACGUUCCGUCGGUGUGUUAAGAACUUCGACAAGGUACCCGAUGUGUACAACUACUACGGAGAGCUUCUCCUCGACCAGAGCAAGUAUGACGAAGCUAUCCAGAAAUUCGACACCGCCAUGGAGAUGGAAAAGCAGACGAAGCCUUUGGCGAUGAACGCCGAAUUUACGGAAGCAGAAAAGUUAUGCGAGAAGGCGCUGAUCAUUGAUCCCGAAUGCGAUAUUGCCGUGGCUACAAUGGCGCAACUUCUCCUUCAACAGGGCAAGAUCACGGAGGCACUUAGGUACUUUGAGCGUGCAGCUGAGCUUGCUAGGACACCUGGGGAGAUUGUUAAUGCGCUUUCAUACGCCGAAGCUACGCGGACACAGAUUCAAGUUCAAGAAAAGUAUCCUCAAUUAGCUGCUAAACUCCAAGGAAUGGGCACGGGUGCUGCUAGUAUGGGGGCCGGCGCAUUUGCGGGCGCCCGCUAG
Daldinia childiae is the source of this 1797-nucleotide messenger RNA. Its product is annotated as Mitochondrial import receptor subunit tom70. The transcript is spliced from 5 exons. Lineage: Eukaryota; Fungi; Ascomycota; Sordariomycetes; Xylariales; Hypoxylaceae. The record is from RefSeq and is a predicted model, not a curated record. Gene Ontology annotation, cellular component: mitochondrial outer membrane. Gene Ontology annotation, molecular function: protein binding; protein-transporting ATPase activity. The coding region runs from base 1 to 1797 and encodes 598 amino acids. Gene Ontology annotation, biological process: intracellular protein transport.